AUGGUGGUGAACGGUGGGAAUGGAGUAGGUGGUGUAGAUGGAAAUGUUGGGAUGCAGCAGCAACAGCAGCAGCAGCAACAACAACAGGCGAAUGUCAUCAAUCGGCCCCCAGGAACUGAAUAUACCUUGCAAGGUGUGAUGAGAUUCUUACAGUCCGAAUGGCAUCGUCACGAACGCGAACGAAACUCGUGGGAUAUCGAGAAGCAGGAGAUGAAGGCGCGCAUUGCACAGCUAGAGGGAAAGUUGAAACGAGGAGAUGCAACACAAAACGCCUCGAAGAAAUACAUCACGAUUCUUCAGCGGAAAAUCAAGGAGCAGUCUGCCCAGCUUGCCGGUCAAGGCAAAUGGGACCCGGCUCACGAAAUUGCCGUUGACAAGGAGACUCGCUCCGCCAUGUUGCAGGAUAAGCUUACUUCGAAGGAACAUGUCGAGGGUGGAGUGUCCAUCCCUAUCGGAAAGCCAGAGGAGGAUGAGUCCUCACGAAAGGAUCUCAAAUCCUUCCUUGACUCAUGCGCAAACGAAUUUACGUACUUAAUGAUGACCCCUGCGAAUCCGCUACCGCCACGAGAAUCCCCCCCUCUCCCUUCCUUCGACGAGGCACGCGCUGAAGCUGAAGGCUUCAACAUAUCGGCAGCGCAACAGCUGGAACAGGCUUACGCGGCACAGGCUCGACAGGGCCCGAACCACGUCUCUGUCUCCGGUCCUCCCACCACCUCCAACUUCCAGAGCCGUAACGCUGAACCUCAAUUGCAGCCCCUGACACGAGCAGGAGGCGAGCCUCAACAGCCAUCCCUGUUUGCUGGAGGGUCAGAGUGGCCGGCUCCUUCUAAUCGCACUACCAAUGAAAACCAGAAUGCGCCGAACCACGUCAACGAGAGCUUCGGAUCUGGGCAACCUACCGGCCUGGUCGGUGACAGGAAGUCAGGCGGAGACUCUGACGGAUGGGACUUUUCCGAUAUGGGACCACCUGCAGCGCCUCAGCAGCCCGCUUCGAACCGGCCCGACACCGAUGUGUUUCCCUCGGCGGAUACGAUGCCGAAGUCGCCCGGCCGAUUCGCCAACUCUCACCGACGCAAGAGCUCUUCGUCUCGGCGGAGAAGUCUUGAUAACGAGCUGUCUCUGAAUGCUGCCAACCAGCAGGUCGAGGCCGGCAACUUUAAAUGGAGGUUUGGUCUUCGAGGCCAUCUCGAUACAGUUCGUAGCGUGAUCUUCUCAGGAGGCGGUAGUCCCGCCGAACCUGAAAUUUGUACGGCUGGAGAUGACGGUAUGAUCAAGCGGUUCCACAUCCCCCGCCUUGAUAGCAUAGGCGGACAUUCCAACACCGUGUCUGAUCUUGAUAUAACGGCCAACUUCACUCACCGUGGUCAUGCCGGAGCAGUUCUCUGCCUGGCAGCCUGGAGUCCAUCGCCUAACUUCGUGACUGGUGGACGUGCGCAAGGAGAUGGUUGGAUCUUCUCCGGUGGGCAAGACUCAACUAUUCGAGUGUGGGAGCGAGGCCGCGUCGAUCCCAAGGCAACAUUGGAAGGACACGCCGACGCUGUCUGGGCGCUUUGCGUUCUCCCAGGCACGCUUUACUCUGUUUACGGACCGGCGAAGGGCAGUUCGAUUGGAAACACAGACAGGAUUCUCUUAGCCUCUGGCUCAGCGGACGGCACGGUGAAACUCUGGGCGAUAAGUACACCUCCGCGUCUAGGGUCUCCUCAGCCAGGACCUGCACCCCGGAGACCGCCCGGCUCUGGACGGGCGUCCGUCGCGUCCAACUCGCCCUUCCAUCACACGCUUCUUCAUACGAUUACGCGGGCCGACGGAUCAACUGCAAGCCCUACAUGUAUUACGCCCCUCAGCGGCAAUGGUGAGUCCUUUGUGGUCUCGUACUCGGACGCCGUCAUAUUAGUAUAUGACACCAAGCUUGGUGAGCCAAUUGGCAGUCUCGCUAGUCUUGAGACUUACGACGGCACAAUGGCCACGAGCGUGAACGCCGUGGUGGCAACUACGGCUGGCCUAGAUCAGCAGCAGCACGGCGGAGGACUCACGGACGACGAGGGCGCGAGUGCGGGACCUACGGGAGGCAAGUCUAUGUCUGGAACAGGAGUGGAAGGCUUGAUUAUCUCCGGACACGAGGAUCGGUUCGUUCGAUUCUUUGAUGCCAAUAGUGGCCAAUGUGCGUACAGCAUGUGGGCACAUCCGGCAGCAAUAUCGAGCCUGUCCCUCAGCCCUGACGGACGGGAGCUUGUGACUUCGGGCCACGAUGCCUCGCUGCGAUUCUGGAGUCUGGAGAAGCGAUCUUGCACGCAAGAAAUCACGAACCACCGCAUCAUGCGCGGCGAAGGUGUAUGCUCGGUUGUGUGGAGCCAGGAUGGCAAGUGGGUUGUUAGCGGAGGCGGAGAUGGUGUGGUGAAGGUGUUUGCUCGGCAGUAA
Scedosporium apiospermum is the source of this 2418-nucleotide messenger RNA. RefSeq lists its product as uncharacterized. Gene Ontology annotation, molecular function: protein binding. Lineage: Eukaryota; Fungi; Ascomycota; Sordariomycetes; Microascales; Microascaceae. The record is from RefSeq and is a predicted model, not a curated record. The coding region runs from base 1 to 2418 and encodes 805 amino acids. The transcript is spliced from 5 exons.